Molecule: messenger RNA, 3821 nt
Organism: Malurus melanocephalus (red-backed fairy wren)
Lineage: Eukaryota; Metazoa; Chordata; Aves; Passeriformes; Maluridae
Gene: TSPAN32
Product: tetraspanin 32
Exons: 8
Coding region: 293-1021 (242 amino acids)
Cellular component (GO): membrane
Source: RefSeq, a predicted model, not a curated record
ACUGAACACUUAAAAAAAUUUUUGCUUAAUGAAAAGUUGUUUUUCUGUGUGCCAUUCCUUCUUUCCCAGCUGGCUGGGUGUGGGAGUUGACAGCAGCUGACUGAGAGCCUGUGCAGAAGGUGACUGCCCUAAACAGGAUUUAAUAAUCAGGCAGGAGGAGGUGCAUCGGCACGUGCUGGGGACUCCACUUCCUGAGAGGCCCCAUUGUGGCCAUGCCUUCCUUUGGUGGAAACCCAGGCUUUAUCAAGAGCUGGAGGGACCAACUGCCAGCUCUCUCUGGGGACAAGCUGCCAUGGGACUGAGGUGCGGGAUGAGGACCACCAAGUGCCAGCUGCUGGCGACCAGCCUCUGUGUCAUGCUGCUGGGGCUCUCCAUUGCUACGCUGAGCACAGUCACCCAUUACGGGCUCCGUUUCACCCUCAUCAGCAACGUCUCCCUGGACAGCAACUCCUACAGGGUCAUCCACCACACAGCUUUCUACUUGGGGAUCUGCGUGAGCAUGACCCUGAUCCUGGCAGCCCUGCUGAGCUCUGCCGCCACGGUGCGGGAAUCGCAGUGUCUUACUGCCAUGGGAUUUUUCUGUUUUGCUCUGGCCUUUUGUGGAUUGAUCCCAGCUGCCUGCUGGAAAUACACACACAGCACGGAGGUAGAAGACAGCAUGAUGGAUGUAUAUGAUUUCGUGUACGAGGAGGUGAGGAGGAACACCUCCAGCGUCAGGAGGCACGAGCUGACUGCCAUCCAUGAAGCUUUCCUGUGCUGUGGGAAGCACUCUCCUUUUGGGGACACAACCAGUGUUGAGCACGAGACAUGCCCACCUGGYCAGGUGCGCGAUGAGGGACAGGACUGUCUGCAAGAGAUCCAGGAUUUUCUGAAGAAGCACAUGGACUUUGUCUUCUCGCUCCUGGGCAUCGCCAUUGGCUUCACGGUUUAUGGGAUGAUCCUAACUUCAUUCCUCUGGUUCUCCAUCCACUUCAGCAGCAACCUGUACCGCAAAGGCAAAUACAUCCUGCAAGAGAGGUAGAAACCUGAUGCUCGGGCAUCCCUACCAGGCAGAGCCAGCUCUUGGCACAGGGAGAUGUCUGAAGUCACCCCCAAAAUCCCCUGGGAAGGUAUUGUGUGGGGUCAGGUGGUGGGAUGUGUGUCCCACAUUUCCCUUUCCUGCAUUGCCACUGGGCUCAGAGAUGCAGAUUCCUUCAACAGGAGAAGUAUGGGCUGUGGCUCCACAAGAAGGACACAAAGAGCCCCUUAUGACAAAAUGGAGAGGAAAGGCCCAGCAAAACACAGCAUUUAACCAAACUUCUCUCGCACCGUCAUCCAAACAGUUCCCUGCGACCCCCAAAGAUACAAUAUUUCCAGGAAGAUGGCUUUGGAUCACAGCCCAGGAUCCAUGUUGCGCUAUCAGCAAAUAAAUGACACAAAGUGUGUCAGUGCCGAUGGAAAAUGUGCUCUCCCAGCCUGGACACAUUCAAUGAUUAACUUUGGGCAUGUUUCUGAUCAUGCUGGGGAACGUAGGCAUCCAGUGGCUGUCAGCUGGUUCUCCCAUUUUCAAACAUUGCCAGAUUUACAGAGCUUUUGAUAGACAUCAGGAAAAAAAGUCACAAGGGUAGUGACUGAGCUUUGAAACAACUGACCAGCAGAAGGACAUAUUCCUGUAAGUCCUCCUUGCUAAUGCAAUACAACUUUUUUUUUUUUUUUUUAAUUCUUAAGAUUUAGUCAGCCUCCUAGAUCUUGAUGCCACCCUGGUUUCACAGGGGCCUGUUAGGCUGAAACUCGAGCAUUCUGUCCACUUCUGGACCCCUCAGUUUAGGAAGCACAUUGAGAUGCUUGAACAAGUCCAGAGAAGGGCAGGAAGGCUGGUGAGGGGUCUAGAACACAAGCCCUAUGAAGAGUGUCAGCGGGACCUGGGGUUGUUUAGCCCAGAAAAAAAGCUCAGGGAAGACCUUAUCUCUCUGCAACUUCCUGGAAGGAGGUUGUAGCCAGGUAGGGGUUAGUCUCUUCUCCCCAGCAACCRGUGACAGGAGGAGAGGAUACAGUCUUCAGCUCUGCAAGGGGAAGUUUAGGCUAAACAUUAGAGAAAAAUUCUUUACAGAAGGAGUGGUUGAGCAUUGGAAUGGGCUGCCCAGGGAGGUGCCGGAGUCACUGUCCCUGGAGAUGUUUAAAAAGAGAUUGGAUGUGUCACUCAGUGCCAUGGUUUAGUUGAUAAGGUAAUGUUAAGUCAUGGGUUGGACUUGAUGAUCUCCAAGGUCUUUUCCAACCCGGUUGAUUGUGUGRUUCUGUGUUUAUCUUUCCAACCCAGUUGAUUGUGUGAUUCUGUGUUUAUCUGGCUUCACUGACCCACUGUGCUCUUGUGGUAAAAGGACUUUGAUAUUACACACACAACCAGGAGUUUAAAUCUAUAAGAGAACUGGACUGAUCUCCGGCCAGGUCAAACAAUACAAUGUCCAACUCCACAUCCUCUUUACAUCACCUUAUCAAUAAUAAACAGAAUUUGUAAAAGGCUGUCAGUCUAGCUGGCACACUCCCUGGCAUGCUUUGCCCUUGUGGCGAGGAGGCAGAAAUGCUUCUGAGCUGAAACCCAUCAUUGCAAUGGGUGUAGCACCUGCUGUAUAUUAUACAGUAGUGUGAAAUGAAGUUGAACCAGCUUUCACUUCUCAUAGUGGCUUUUAGGCAUGAAAAACAGUAAAUAUCAAUUGUUACUGAGAUAAACAUGGCAACCUCUGUGUUGAUGUUCAGGACAGGUCCUGGCCCUCAGGCAGGUGCUGCUGCACAUACAAGAACAGCAGUACAGCCUACAGCACCUGGUUGGCAUUUUAACAUGGGCUACAAAUACCUUUCACUGGAAAGAGUUGUGUUGUGGAGGGCUGGGGUAGGGCUGUCACUUCUCAUUCCACUCCCUUGGAACCAGCAGAGCUUCACUGCUGACUUCACUGGAAGCAGGAUGAAGUUCAMACUUGCCCAGUCUAAUACACAAGCUACCUCCUGGCAGUCACCAACACACUUCAGUCUGGCAGGGAUUUGGUUGUGACGUGCACUUCCCAGCAUACACACUUUCUAGUGGGGAAAUAUUCACUUACGUGUAUAUGUAUUAUCACAUAUAUUGAUCUCUGGAAAGAGACAAUCUCCCUUGUGAGCUCCAGCUGCUACUGUCAGGCCACUGCUAUUGUUCUUCCUCAGGCCAGCUGGCAGCUCGUGUGACUCAUGGUUGCUUCAAUAAAGAUGAAUUUCUUGCAAAAGGCCAUCAUUCCUCCUCCUUUUUGUGCUGUGCAUGAAGCUGCCUGCAUUGCUUGGGGAUUUGCUUCGGGGGGACACUCAGUAAUUCUUUCAGUGCUGGGAAGAGAUUUUCCCCAGGCAGCUGGUGCUUGCCUGUCCCAGCAGUGGGCAGGAGGGAGAGGAUGGCAUUGGUCCUUUGAAGGARAAGGAGAAGCUCCUCAGCCUUGCCCUAGCCUCAGCCAGCUGAUGGGACAGCAGGCGGGUACCUCUCAAGGAGUGGUACAAGCAGAAGCAGGGGAAAUGCUUAAGGAUGUGUUUAAGCUGUAAAGACCAGAGUAUUCAUAUGAAAGAAAUCUCCAUGGUUUCAUUUUUUUAAGGAUUAACUAAUCAGGUCUUGUCCACUGCUGUGCAUAGGCUGGUUAACUGCUGAUAAUCUGCCAUAUCAAAAUCCAUUGUAGACAAACAAAGUGGCGGAGUCAAUGUCAUCAGUGUGGGUUACUGYUCAAGCCUCAUCAAAGGGUACAAUGCUCUGUUAAAGCAACACCACAGGACUGCUCAAGCUUUAGGUGCUCCACUUUACUAGUGGUCAGUUUUUAAUAUAAAGGCAAAGU